This is a messenger RNA of Homalodisca vitripennis (glassy-winged sharpshooter), 567 nucleotides long. RefSeq lists its product as uncharacterized. Lineage: Eukaryota; Metazoa; Arthropoda; Insecta; Hemiptera; Cicadellidae. Bases 131 to 457 code for a protein of 108 amino acids. The record is from RefSeq and is a predicted model, not a curated record. The transcript has 3 exons.
UUCUCCUGGACACCUGUUCCGCGCUCUACGCUCCUCUCCCAUUUCACAUUUCGCUUACAUUUGUGAUAGUGUCAUACGGUGCGUUUCGUCUGAUCUUCGAAUUUCAUCAUUUUCAGAAGGGACCUAAAAGAUGCUUGGAAGACGCGACACUGUACUUUGGUGUGUUCAUGCCCUCACCGGUCAAGCCAUACGAUAUCAGGACGUAUUGUUGAACACGAUAAAUCAUGAGGCAUUGGACUUCGAUGACAUAUUAAGUGGCAUGACAAAAUUUGUAUGGGAUAUGUACUCCGCGUGUGUCACACUGUUUAUCCCGUGGAUUGUGUGGUGUGCUGUGGAUGAGCUGUUUCUGAAGGAGAUGGAUGCUGCAGACAACUUUGAUGCUGAAGAAAUUGCGUUAGGUUUGGAACUCUAUGAUUUUGAGGUAGAUGAACUUUUGGAAAGACCUUGUGAAGAAUAACCUGCAAGUAAGAAAACUUGUUAAAAUAAUAUAUUUUCUUCUACUUAAUUUAUUUAUUAUUAGUACAUUUUGUAUAACACCUAUGUACAAAAUUAUAAACAUCUUUGGGU